GGAAAUUUGGCAGCACUUCAAAAAAUACUCAAUUGGAAUUAUUGCAUUUUUGAGAAACAAUGGUGCGAGUGGGACUGCAGAUCUCAGCAACGCUUGAGAAUAUUGAUAAGGUGGAGAUAGAUGCCGACUAUUCCUUCUUCUUUAAGUUAACCUGCAGCAACUGCGGCGAAACUUCCGACAAAUGGCAUGAUGUUACUGAAUCGGAACGCGUGCAGCAAGAUUCCCGCAAUCCCGAUGGCUUCAACUUUUAUAUGAAGUGCAAGAUGUGCGGUCGUGAGAACAGCAUUGAUGUAGUCGAGAAGUCUAGUGUACCCUACACAGGGGACGAUGCCGGCAAGUUUAAGACCAUCGUUGUCUUCGAUUGCCGCGGCGUGGAACCUGUGGAGUUCUCACCACGCUCGGGCUGGAAAGUACACUCUGCUGAGAAUGGUCAGGUCUUUGAGGAUGUCGAUUUUUCGGAUGACGAUUGGGUGGAAUACGAUCAGAAGAACAAAGAGUCCAUCGGUGUUUAUGAAUUCAAUUCCAAGUUUAUCAAACUAAAAAAGUAACUUGCAUUUAAAGUCAUCUUGAAAUAAAGAAUUUGUUAAUAAUUAAAA
This is a messenger RNA of Drosophila nasuta, 596 nucleotides long. RefSeq names its product UPF0587 protein GA18326. NCBI's taxonomy places the organism in Eukaryota, Metazoa, Arthropoda, Insecta, Diptera, Drosophilidae. The transcript has 2 exons. Bases 60 to 548 code for a protein of 162 amino acids. The record is from RefSeq and is a predicted model, not a curated record. Gene Ontology annotation, molecular function: zinc ion binding.